GCUAAGCAUGUGCUCUAACACUAAGCUUCAUCCGUUUCCUCUCCCCUUAUGUUAAAAUGGAGCUCAUUCUACUCACCUCACUGGGCGGUCUUGAGGAAUGGAUUAGAUCAAGUUGGCAAGCACACAGCACAGCAGCGGAGGAAGGGGAAUACUUCCUGAAGGUGCUGAUCCCCAGCUACGCGGCGGGCUCCAUCAUUGGCAAGGGCGGGCAGACCAUCGUGCAGCUGCAGAAGGAGACCGGAGCCACCAUCAAGCUCUCCAAGUCCAAAGACUUCUAUCCGGGAACCACAGAGCGAGUAUGCCUGGUACAGGGCACAGCAGAGGCCUUGAAUGCUGUGCACAGCUUUAUUGCUGAGAAGGUCCGAGAAAUCCCACAAGCAAUGACCAAGCCUGAGGUGGUCAACAUCCUUCAACCACAAACCACAAUGAACCCUGACAGAGCCAAGCAGGCCAAGCUGAUCGUCCCCAACAGCACAGCGGGCCUGAUCAUCGGCAAGGGGGGCGCGACGGUGAAGGCGGUGAUGGAACAGUCGGGUGCUUGGGUGCAGCUGUCCCAGAAGCCAGAGGGCAUCAACCUGCAGGAGCGCGUGGUGACGGUCAGCGGUGAACCGGAGCAGGUUCAUAGGCAGGAUUGA
Messenger RNA from Vicugna pacos (alpaca), 635 nucleotides. The record is from RefSeq and is a predicted model, not a curated record. NCBI's taxonomy places the organism in Eukaryota, Metazoa, Chordata, Mammalia, Artiodactyla, Camelidae.